This is a messenger RNA of Suillus subalutaceus, 754 nucleotides long. RefSeq lists its product as uncharacterized. NCBI's taxonomy places the organism in Eukaryota, Fungi, Basidiomycota, Agaricomycetes, Boletales, Suillaceae. The coding region runs from base 1 to 600 and encodes 199 amino acids. The transcript has 3 exons. The record is from RefSeq and is a predicted model, not a curated record.
AUGCAGUUCGCUACCCUAGCGUAUGUUACAUUGGCAACUGCCGCAACGCAACCAAUCACUUCCAGCAACAUCGAGAAAAGCGCACGCUCCAUCUUCGUUGUCCUAUUCGAACAGCUUAUGGAGAUGUUCCCGCCACCCGGGGAGGCUCCCGGUCACGACAACCGUACAAUCAUGAUCAAGGCGGCCCUUGACCGCAUAGAGGAAGGUUUUUUACAGGUCAUCACUAAGCUCGGAGUCAACGAAGAACUAUUGAAAAGUCACACUAGUUCUCUCAAGUUCAUUGUUCAACAUGUUGCCGUAACCAUAGGCAUGUCACGAGCAUCUGACCGAGACCUUGUUGAACAGCAUCCCGACAUCGCCAAUGCCCUCUUGCUCAUUACUAUUGCAGUGUUGUUACCCUUAUUGUUACCUGAGAUGGGUGUAUUACUUGAGGGAUUGCUUCUUCGCCCACUUCUCCGCAUGAUUGGAUUCGGACCGCAAGGACCAAUCAUAGGUGGAAUUGCUGCGUGGUUGCAACGUUGGAUAUUUGGUGCCACCAUCCCAAGGGGUAGCUGGUUUGCGGUGCUCCAGCACCUAGCCAUGAUUGGUACAAAGCUUUAAGUGUCCUUGAAGUUGUUCGAGACUCAGCAGUCGUUUGUUUCAUGCCAUCGAAAACCUUUGCGAGGUUCCGUUUUACGUUUGUACUUUAGAGACGAUUUUUUGAUACCUCAAGUGUAUUCCAGAUUUCACGUUGUAAAUCAAUGUGUUGUAACUG